GUCAUUGACUUCUCGUUCUCAUCUUGCAUUGCGAUUGGCUGAAUACAGCUAAAUUAAUAAAUUACCAUCAGAUGCAUUCCGUUAUUGAGGCUACGCGGUCGCCGGAUUCCGCCCAUCGGUUUUAGGAAACGUCUGCUUAGUUUUUAGAAGUCUAAGUGAAAAUGGUGAUACAGAAAAUCUGUUGUUUAGGUGCGGGUUAUGUUGGUGGGCCUACGUGCAGUGUUAUAGCUCUAAAAUGCCCGAAUAUUACUGUUACUGUGUGCGACAAGAGCGCAGAGCGAAUAGGGCAGUGGAAUUCUGAGAAAUUGCCAAUUUACGAGCCAGGGUUGGACGAGGUAGUGCAGAAAUGUCGAGGUAAAAACCUAUUCUUUUCGACUGACAUUGCUAAAGGGAUACAGGAGGCCGAUUUGAUCUUUAUAUCGGUUAAUACACCGACGAAAACGUUCGGAAAUGGCAAAGGGAGGGCUGCAGAUUUAAAAUACAUAGAAGGGGCGGCCCGUAUGAUAGCAGAUCUGGCUACAAGCAACAAAAUUGUGGUCGAAAAGAGCACCGUGCCAGUGAAAGCUGCCGAAAUCAUCAUGAAAAUCCUUCGUGCGAAUACCAAACCUGGUGUACAGUAUCAGAUACUGUCUAACCCUGAGUUUUUGGCAGAAGGAACGGCUAUCGUGGACUUGGUUGAGGCAGAAAGGGUGUUAAUCGGUGGGGAAGACACUCCGGAAGGUCAGAAAGCUAUUCAAGAGCUGUGCUGGGUGUACGAGCACUGGAUCCCAGCUAAGAAUAUACUAACGACCAACACGUGGAGUUCGGAACUGUCUAAGCUAGCAGCUAAUGCAUUUUUAGCGCAAAGAAUAUCGAGCAUCAAUUCGUUGUCCGCUGUUUGUGAAGCUACUGGGGCAGACGUGUCUGAAGUAGCAAGAGCAGUCGGUCGGGAUUCUCGUAUCGGACCGAAGUUCCUUGAAGCAUCAAUUGGAUUCGGUGGCAGUUGCUUCCAAAAAGACAUCCUAAACCUGAUUUAUCUUUGUGAAUGCUUAAACUUGCCAGAAGUAGCAGCGUACUGGCAGCAAGUGAUCGAUUUAAAUGAUUACCAGAAAACACGGUUCACACGUAAAGUCAUAGAGUCCUUAUUCAACACUGUUACGGACAAAAACAUAGCCAUACUAGGAUUUUCGUUCAAAAAGAAUACUGGUGACACUAGAGAAUCACCAGCUAUCUACGUAUCAAAAACUUUACUCGAUGAAGGAGCAAAACUACACAUUUACGACCCAAAAGUAGAAAUUGAGCAGAUUUACUACGAUCUCACACAUCCAUCAGUGACGUCAGAGCCAGAAAUGGUGCGGAAAAACAUAGAAAUCCACGAUUCAGCGUACUCAGCAGUCACGGGUGCUCAUGCUAUAGUAUUAUGUACGGAAUGGGACGAAUUCAAAGAGUUAGACUUCAAAAAGAUCUACGAUGUGAUGAUGAAGCCAGCGUACAUAUUCGAUGGGAGGAAGAUACUGGAUCAUGAAGCGUUGUUGAACAUCGGUUUCCACGUCCAAACGAUCGGCAAGCGGUUGUCCAGGACUGGAAGCAUCAGAGCUCAAGGGAGUCAGACGUUGCCAUAGUAUAAACUUAGGUACUCUAGCAAACGGAGUCGCAAGAAAAAUCACAAAUCAAGUACUGUUAAGUAGUUUUACUUAAAAAUAGUAUUAUUAAGAGAAUUUACUGUGUAAGAUAGAUAAGCUUAAAACAUAAUCCAGUAAUUUUUUAUACUAUUGUUCAAUUAGAGAAUAAGUAAUUCAACAUAUUUUUUACAAUCUGGCUUUAGGUCUGCGCUAGGGCAUACAGAAACAAUUUAAAAACAAUUUGAUUUUAUUGAUCGUUGCCUAUGUAUCAACUUUCAGCAUAGAUCGUUUCAUCCACUCGGACGCGCCCCACCAAUUUUUAGUCUGUGUCGCGUGGGGUGCGGGGAGUUUGAUCC
Messenger RNA from Ostrinia nubilalis (European corn borer), 1957 nucleotides. It is a transcript of the gene sgl, whose product is annotated as UDP-glucose 6-dehydrogenase. Gene Ontology annotation, molecular function: NAD binding; UDP-glucose 6-dehydrogenase activity. The record is from RefSeq and is a predicted model, not a curated record. Gene Ontology annotation, biological process: glycosaminoglycan biosynthetic process. Gene Ontology annotation, cellular component: nucleus. NCBI's taxonomy places the organism in Eukaryota, Metazoa, Arthropoda, Insecta, Lepidoptera, Crambidae. The coding region runs from base 162 to 1601 and encodes 479 amino acids. The transcript is spliced from 2 exons.